AUGACAGAAUCUAACGAUUUGAAUCGAUUCAAGUAUGAUAUCCACACCCAAGGGUGCAGAAGCAGAAGAGUGAAUGGUCCUACGAGAAGAUCAAGUAAAGGAGGAUGGACUCCUGAGCAGGACAAACUCUUGAUAAAUGCUGUGCAGAGGUAUGAGGGGAAGAAUUGGAAAAAAAUUGCUGAAUGUGUUCCUGGGAGCUGGGAAGAAGACAAGAGGAACGAUAUCAAGUGUCAACACCGUUGGCGAAAGGUUCUUGAUCCAAACCUCAACAAAGGACCUUGGACAAAAGAGGAAGAUGACCUAUUAAGUGAAUUGGUCAAGGUCUUUCUGGAGAAUGAUAAGCCUAAAUGGUCCAAAAUUUCAAAGCAACUCCCUGGUCGCAUUGGCAAACAAUGCCGUGAAAGGUGGCAUAAUCAUUUAAAUCCGAAUAUAAUAAAAACAAUGUGGACUAGAGAAGAGGAAUUGAUUCUCGUCCAAGCACAAAGGGGACAAGGCAAUAAGUGGGCCGAGAUUGCCAAGCUCUUGCCUGGAAGGACAGAAAAUAGUAUAAAUAACCACUGGAAUUGCUCACUUAAGAAGAGACUGGAACAGUUUCCUAACAGCACUUUCUCUGGUUCAGGGCCUUGUGGUUCUGAUGAGUCUAACUUUAUCAAUCAGAGCAACAUUGUAACAUCCCGACUUUUGGUUAACCAAAUAUCGGAUGAAGCUGCCAAGAGUCCUCAAAGGGAUUUAACUUCAUCCACAAGCUUUCCUAGAGGGGAAGAAGAAACAAUCUCAUCAUCAGUAGAAUCUGCAGAUUGGUCUAGACGCAAUAUAACUCCACAGAGCAGCAAAGAGAGUGUGUACGCACAAGAAGUGAAGGAGAUUAGAGAGAGGUUUCGAAUGGCUGCGAGUACUUUCAAGAACACACCUUCGAUUAUCUCCAGAAGAAGCUCACCAGCCUCGGGUUUGAAACGGAGCAGACAGGAAGACGACUCACCGUUUCAAACAGAUGCUCCAAGUCACCUAUCAAGUGAGGAAGAAGAACAUUCAGUUUCAAAUUCUCCUUCUUCCAACUCCAUAAUUGUGAAAUCCUCUGGUUCAAAACCCUUGGAGAGGCGCUUGGAGUUUGAUUUCCUGUUGUGGGACGAUCUUGGAAAAAGAAACGGCAUUGUCAAUUUCUCGGCGAGGAUCUUGCCCGACUCUAAUAAAGGCGGUUUGCCUCCGUUUUGGUUAAGGUCGUAGUUAG
Messenger RNA from Eutrema salsugineum, 1228 nucleotides. RefSeq names its product transcription factor MYB3R-2. The record is from RefSeq and is a predicted model, not a curated record. Gene Ontology annotation, cellular component: nucleus. Lineage: Eukaryota; Viridiplantae; Streptophyta; Magnoliopsida; Brassicales; Brassicaceae. Gene Ontology annotation, biological process: regulation of DNA-templated transcription. The coding region runs from base 1 to 1224 and encodes 407 amino acids. The transcript is spliced from 10 exons. Gene Ontology annotation, molecular function: RNA polymerase II cis-regulatory region sequence-specific DNA binding; DNA-binding transcription factor activity, RNA polymerase II-specific.